Messenger RNA from Talaromyces proteolyticus, 1394 nucleotides. RefSeq names its product Indoleamine 2,3-dioxygenase. The coding region runs from base 93 to 1394 and encodes 433 amino acids. Gene Ontology annotation, molecular function: metal ion binding; heme binding; indoleamine 2,3-dioxygenase activity. The transcript is spliced from 4 exons. Gene Ontology annotation, biological process: 'de novo' NAD+ biosynthetic process from L-tryptophan. Gene Ontology annotation, cellular component: cytoplasm. NCBI's taxonomy places the organism in Eukaryota, Fungi, Ascomycota, Eurotiomycetes, Eurotiales, Trichocomaceae. The record is from RefSeq and is a predicted model, not a curated record.
CAUUAAUUUUCACGAUCUACCAAAUCAAAAGGCAGUUGGAGCCAUAUUUUGUAUUCUUUUCUUUAUUUGUUUAUUCUUCAUUAUAAGACAAGAUGCUGGAGUCGCCAACCAUCCCUCUCGACCAGUUUAGUGUCUCCCUUCAUAAUGGAUUCCUACCUACAGAACCACCGUUACAACACCUUCCAGAUCCUUACUAUGCCCCAUGGGAAUCAGUUAUGGCUGAUCUCCCAGAUCUCAUAAGCACGGGCUACAUUCGACGUGAAGUGUUGCGCCUGCCAGUUCUCUCCACGGAUAAACUCUACCGCGAGGCCGAAUGGCAACGAGCAUAUCUCAUCCUUGCGUUCCUGACGCAUGCAUACAUUUGGGGCGGGAAACGACCCGAGGAUAGGCUCCCGCCAUCUAUCGCAUGCCCCAUUCUCGAGGUCUCCACUCAUCUGGAAUUACCGCCCUGUGCCACAUAUGCGGCUUUGAACCUGUGGAAUUUCGCCACUGUUUCCGAGACAGAUGCCGAUCUCACAAAUCCGGACAACCUCGCUCUCAUCAACUCACUUACCGGCACGGACGAUGAACGAUGGUUCCUCGUGAUAUCCGUGGCAAUGGAAGCGUGCGGCGCAAAGACGAUUCCUCUGGUCUUAAACGGCAUUAAUGCGGUGGAAAUUGGUGAUAAUGAUUUGCUCGUACGUGUUCUCAACGAAAUGACAGCUUGUAUAGAAGAGCUGGGUUGUAUAUUGGAACGGAUGUAUGAAAGGAAUAGACCGGCAGUGUUUUACCAUCAGAUCCGCCCAUUGCUGGCGGGAUCGAAAAAUAUGACAGCCGCGGGUCUGCCAAACGGUGUCUUUUAUGAUAUCGGGGACGGAAAGGGGGACUGGCAUCAAUAUAGUGGAGGAAGCAAUGCGCAGAGCUCACUGAUUCAGUUGUUUGAUAUUGCGUUCGGUAUCGAGCAUCUUGCUAGUGGGGAGGUAGGACAUAAAGAAGCUGGGCAUAGAGCAUUCAUGCAGGAAAUGAGAAAUUAUAUGCCCGGCCCACACCGCCGGUUCCUCGAAUAUAUUGGCACUGUUGCCAAUAUACGGCAAUAUGCGAUGAGCCUCCCCGCAUCGUCCGAUGUGAGACAGACGUACAAUACGGCCGUGAUGAAACUCGGUGGGUUCCGCGAUAAACACAUUCAAAUAGUCACCAGGUAUAUCAUCAUGCAGGCAAGGAAAUCUCAGUCGUCGCCGAGCGACAGGAGUGUGUCCGGUACACAGCGACUCAACCUGGCUUCUGCUACAUCGGCUUGCAUGGAUAGCAAGAAGAAAGAAGCGCAGGUCUUUUACGGGACCGGAGGCACUGCAUUGAUACCCUUCCUGAAGGCGACGAGAGAUGAGACCAAGGCUGCAGCUCGAUUUGUAGAUUGA